Molecule: messenger RNA, 1301 nt
Organism: Topomyia yanbarensis
Lineage: Eukaryota; Metazoa; Arthropoda; Insecta; Diptera; Culicidae
Product: cAMP-dependent protein kinase catalytic subunit beta-like
Exons: 3
Coding region: 68-1270 (400 amino acids)
Biological process (GO): peptidyl-serine phosphorylation
Cellular component (GO): cAMP-dependent protein kinase complex; nucleus
Molecular function (GO): ATP binding; cAMP-dependent protein kinase activity
Source: RefSeq, a predicted model, not a curated record
AAAAUUCAAUCAAAAAAAGAAUUUUGUUGUUUUGUGGAAACUGUGCAAAUAAAAAUUGUGGUAGGCCAUGCCAGAUUGGAACCGCUUUCGUCAUUUAAAACGACAGCUUCUUUGUCGUUUGACCGGAGACAGAAUGUCUACCUCGCCGGAAAAGUCGCUUCCUGCAUUAAGAAGUGUAACCGUACUAAAAAGUAGCCCAUCUACAAGCGUUCGGGGAAACACAACGAAAAAGUUCUCCGCCAGCAGUGACUACAAACAUAUCCUCAAUCGAUUGAAAACUGACUUUGAGAAAAGGUACAACAGUUCGAAGACUUCCAGUGACGCGUCACUGUCCGAUUACGAUGUGCUAAAGACACUUGGAACCGGAGCUUUCGGCGUUGUGAAACUGAUCCGCAAAAAGAACACUGAUCAAUACUUCGCCUUGAAAAUCCUAUCGAAAGAGAAAAUUGUCCGUCUAAAACAGUUGACACAUACUCUGAACGAAAAACGGAUCCUGCAAAGUGUGGAUUUUCCUUUUCUGGUUCACCUUGAGUGCUGCUAUAAGGAUAACUCCUUCAUUUACCUGGCAAUGCCAUUCAUCUGCGGGGGUGAAAUGUUUUCUCUUUUAAGAAAAAAUAAGCGAUUCGGAGAAGAUCAAGCGAAAUUCUACGGUGCACAGGUAGCGUUAGCCCUUGAGUAUCUGCACCACAUGAAUCUGAUUUACAGAGAUUUGAAGCCGGAAAACAUUCUUAUCGAUACGAAGGGAUAUGUUAAGAUCACAGACUUUGGGUUUUGUAAGAUGAUUAGAGACCGAACGUGGACGCUAUGUGGUACGCCGGAAUAUUUGGCCCCUGAAAUUAUCCAAGCUAAAGGUUAUGGAAAAAGUGUCGACUGGUGGUCAUAUGGAAUUCUGUUGUAUGAGAUGGCGGCAGGAUAUGCCCCUUUUUACAGUCACACCGGUGAUCAAAUGGCGUUGUUCGAGAAAAUUUGUAAAGGACGAGUUCGAUUUCCUAGCAACUUCAGCAGCGAUCUUCGCAAUCUGAUUCAAAACAUUCUUCAGACUGAUUUGACUAAGCGAUAUGGUAAUUUGAAAAAUGGUACGAACGAUAUAAAGCAGCAUGCAUGGUUUCGCGCUACUAACUGGAUAGGGCUUUUGAAUGUAGAGAUAACGGCACCGUUCAUUCCCAAGGUGAGUGGUCCAGGAGAUACAUCCCAGUUCGAUGUGUACGACGAACAAGAAAUAAAAGUAGCAUCAAAGUGUUUAUUUAUCAAAGAAUUUGCCGAAUUUUAAUUAUUAUGUAAAUAUUUUAAGUUUGUAACAA